Molecule: messenger RNA, 794 nt
Organism: Porites lobata
Lineage: Eukaryota; Metazoa; Cnidaria; Anthozoa; Scleractinia; Poritidae
Source: the annotation of a GenBank genome assembly
AUCGAGAAGGUUUAUGCCGAUUUUGAAGAUUAUGAGACCGGCCCUGAGAGCGGUGAAGCGAGCACUGAGUGUUCGAAUACAGCUGUUGCAACGACUGUUGCAACUAAAAUAAAUGAUUUUAUCCAGCCAAAAACCUCAGACCAUGCUGAAGGCUCGGAUGGCGGUUCCUUUAAAUCACUCGCUGAUGAAUUUAGCGUUCUAGAGAAAACUUCACCUGCCAUAGAUGCAAAUUUGGCAGAAAUAGUGAAGAGUCUGCUUACAGAGAAGCUCACAAAAGAAAAGUUGGCCGAGGUACAGAACAAGUACCUCAGACCUGAAAACUGCACUAAUUUGGUUGCACCCAAGAUAAACAAGCAAAUUUGGCAACAAUUACGACAGGAGACCAGAAACAAUGAUUCAGCUUUCCAGAAGGCACAGUCCUUGCUCUUGUCAGGUUUAUAUGCUGUACUUCAGCUGUGCAACAGUGCAAAUGGGGAUCAGAGGAAUGUUUUGACCCAUACAGCAGUCCUGCUGUUGUCAGCAAAUAGAGAGCUUAAUCUGAAACGAAGAGAUCUCAUUUGUCCUGACCUAAACAAGCAAUAUGCUCCUUUAUGCAACCCAUCUACAGCUGUGUCAACAUUCUUGUUUGGAGAUGACCUAAACAAAGAAGUGGAAGAGUUAACAAAGUCACAAAAGCUCAGUAAUAAAGUGACUCCUAAGAGACGCAUGGAACCUUACAAAGUCCCCGCCUCUAGAGGUGUACGUGGUCGUGGCCGCUUCUGUCAUAGUGCUGGCAGGGGAAGAGCCUCCUCUAA